Molecule: messenger RNA, 870 nt
Organism: Desarmillaria tabescens
Lineage: Eukaryota; Fungi; Basidiomycota; Agaricomycetes; Agaricales; Physalacriaceae
Exons: 1
Coding region: 1-870 (289 amino acids)
Source: RefSeq, a predicted model, not a curated record
AUGGAUCAACUCCCAUUCGCCCCAACACUAGGAACAACCUCCAGACCCAAUACCCCGGAAGUCCCCAAUUCGCAGCCGGAUACUGGGAGGAUGUUGGAGGAUCCUGGGAUGAUCCUGAUACCCCCAUCACCCCCGAUGUCCAACAGUUCUACACCGACGAGUACAACUGACUCAUCGAGGGGCGAACUCUGGAAGAGGGUAGUAGAAGCAAUGGUGGCAAGGGAUGUGCGACAAAAGGAACAGAGCAGCGAAGAACCACCUUCGAAGGAAUCGUUACCCCUUUCCUCCCUGCCCGGAGAAAGGAACGAGAAGGUGGACGAACCACAGUCGGAAAAACCGACGCAGGAGGACAUCAAAGAGAUGAAUCUCCAGAGUCAUUCGGAAAGGCUGGACCAAUGUUCCAUACCUCAGAGCUCAACAGGGGAAUCUACUCCCCCACCGGAACUCCAAGAGAGGCAUGGGGAGUCCACACUGGGUCAGGAGAUCACUUAUCAGACUCAUACCCCAAGGGAGACAUUUCCCAUUGGAGCCCAGACACCGGCUCCUCCUAUGAGGCAGAAGUCAUCCGGCUCGAAUCCGAAGUUGCCUCAAAAAGAUCCAUUUGCUUCUGUAGCCGGGUAUAUCAAUGGUAUCACCAAAUCGCUUUACAACUCACACGCAGAAUCCACCAAAUGGCCAGGAAGGAAAGAGGAGUGGCCGAGGAAAAAGGGAUACUGGAUUGGGGAUCGCUCUUUCCAGUGGAUUCCUGGAUCACCCCUGAAGAAGGAUCCUGGGACCUACCCCCCAUGCACUCCAACUCAACCGCCGACGACACCUGGCACUCAGUUGCCGGGGACGGCUGGGAAUCCCCCUGGCCAGAUACCGUGUUGA